GGAAUGCACUUCUUUAUAGUAAGGAAGUGUAAAUAAACUAUUUUUAGCAACUUGUUGGUCUGCCGGUCUGUGUGCGCACGCGUUUAUCUCAAGUUCCGCUAAACCGAUUUAGAUGAAAUUUUAUAUGUAAGUUUAUAUGGUCUAUGGCACGGAUUGAUCAACUUUUGGGAUAUACCAGGCUUCGGGAACUGCCCUUUUACUUAUUCGGCGGGCCUGUUUUACUUAUUCAACAGAUUUACUUGAAAUAUCAUAUAUAAGCUUUGCUCGACCGUCCGCUAAAACUCCUAACUUUUUGAAGAAAUCAGGCGUCAGCAACUAAUGAAUAUAUAAAUUUAAAACAAUGAAUAUAAAAAUUUUUGGAAAGAUCAGGGCUCGGAAACUGAUCUGAGGGCCGAUUUGACAUUUCUUACGACAUCCAUGGAUUGAAUUCAUGGAGUUUCUUGAAAUUUGAUUUCUGGUUGUUGCCGAAACUUACUGGUGAGCAUUUCAGGGAAUUCGAGUAGCACAAAGCGAAACUCUACUAAGAGCCACAUUAAAUUUUUUCUAGGAAUGUUAACUAUUAGCUUGCUAAUGCCCUAAAAAGUGAAAAAAAAACAGGCAUUUUUAUAAUAUUCUGAAACAUUUUCACUUAACUAGACAAUACACAUUGCGGUGGGUUAUGUACUGACCACAUCAGAUUUUUUAUUUAACCAGGAAAAUUUAUAUGUCUUUUUGAUUAAGGGCACUAAAAUUUUGAUACAAUAAAAUGAAAAGCAAAAUUAAACUGGACGCAUUUAAACGGAAAAUAUUUAUGUACUUUAAAUUUAUGUGAAGAUAAAAAUUGAGCCAGCUUUUCGCAAGUAUGACUGUACUUGAAUAAAAUUUCAAAAUUUUAUUUACAGAAACAGGCAGAUCGACGUUUGCCAAAGUAUCCAACGUUUUCAGAGUUCGUUAGCUGGCUUUUAGAUGAAGUGAAACGUCAUAAUUCAAUUGAUAUGCAUUUAGUUCCAGCAAGUAAAUUUUGCACGCCUUGCCUAAUAAAUAAAGAUAUAAUUAUAAAAUUUGAAAGUCUUCAAGAAGAUCAGUUAUAUUUAAUUGAAAAUGCAGGCUUACAACAUGUUAUAAUGCCAGAAUGGAAAAAUUCUGGAAAGGGCAGAAAUACGUUGGAAUUGCUUCAAAAAUUUUAUUCGCAAUUAACGAGAUCCCAAUUAGAUGGUCUUUAUGAAUAUUACAAAUACGAUUUUGAAAUUUUUGACUACAACCCCACGCCAUAUUACAACAUAGUUAAAUACGAAGAAAUUCGAGAAAGUAUAGAAAAUAUUAAAAUUUAGUUUAGCCAAUCUUUUGUUUAUUAAUAAUAUAAAAUAAUAAAUUGUGAUAAUUCAUAUAGUUUGAAAUUAUUUAAAAUAUAAGGAACUCUUUAAAA
Condylostylus longicornis is the source of this 1405-nucleotide messenger RNA. RefSeq names its product carbohydrate sulfotransferase 9-like. Gene Ontology annotation, molecular function: sulfotransferase activity. The coding region runs from base 975 to 1310 and encodes 111 amino acids. The record is from RefSeq and is a predicted model, not a curated record. NCBI's taxonomy places the organism in Eukaryota, Metazoa, Arthropoda, Insecta, Diptera, Dolichopodidae. Gene Ontology annotation, biological process: carbohydrate biosynthetic process. Gene Ontology annotation, cellular component: membrane. The transcript is spliced from 2 exons.